AUGGACGAACUAACCCAAGCCCAAUUCUUCGACCAAGCCAUCGGGUACGUGCUAUUCAACGGCGGCCUCUCCUUCCUGAUCGCAUCAGCUAUGCGACGCGGUCUCGCGAGGGUUGGCGGUCACACGUCGAUAUCUUCCCGCGAAUUCCUGAUUUUUGGCCUGAUCAUUCCAACCUGCUUUGCCUGCUUUCCCUUCCUCAUCAUCGCAGUCGUGAGCUACAUAUACGGGAUUCCGCAACCAUCCACAGACGGAUCUAGUCAAAGGAUUUUUGGGCUCACGACCCGGACCCUGCAUGGAAUGAUGGGCGUAUCUUUGGCGGGUUCCAUCAGCAAUCUGAUCGUAUGGUUCGCCAUCAAUAUCGAAUCCGAGUGGGACAAGAUGGUUCGGGAGGCUGAGAAGAAGAGGAAACGGACACGGCACUGCAACACAUGCGUUUGCGAGAUUGAAAAGGGGCAACUUGGCCAGGGUGCUACUCCGCCAGAGGAACUGCACGGCAAAUACCAUCGAUUCGUGUGGCGAGUGGUCAAGGCCGGAGUUUCGAGCGAAAGGGAGCGUGUUGUCUUCCAUGACCACGAGGACCUAGAGAGACGGAAUGAGCUCGUGCGUUCCAGACCGUUCGCUUUUGUAGUGUAG
Messenger RNA from Saxophila tyrrhenica, 633 nucleotides. RefSeq lists its product as uncharacterized. Bases 1 to 633 code for a protein of 210 amino acids. The transcript is spliced from 2 exons. The record is from RefSeq and is a predicted model, not a curated record. Lineage: Eukaryota; Fungi; Ascomycota; Dothideomycetes; Mycosphaerellales; Extremaceae.